This is a messenger RNA of Protopterus annectens (West African lungfish), 1493 nucleotides long. It is a transcript of the gene DPH3, whose product is annotated as diphthamide biosynthesis 3. Gene Ontology annotation, molecular function: metal ion binding. Gene Ontology annotation, biological process: protein histidyl modification to diphthamide. Bases 344 to 595 code for a protein of 83 amino acids. Lineage: Eukaryota; Metazoa; Chordata; Ceratodontiformes; Protopteridae. The transcript has 3 exons. The record is from RefSeq and is a predicted model, not a curated record.
AGAAAAUAUCAGCAUGAGGUCUCGGUAGUCAAGCUUCCUGGACACAAAGUUUACUUAAUAAGUUUGAUAGCAGACUCAAUCUCAUCCACACAGUCUGUAACCGCUGAAUGUCAACCCACGAACUUCCCCAUUUUGACAUCCAGAUGACGUCAGUACGGAGGUCCGCUUAUUUUUCUCUCCGCUGGAAGGGCGGAUUUGUUGGGCAAUUCUGGAUUGAAAAAAACCUUAAUUAGAGUAAUUAUCGGUCUUACCCGUGGUUGAAAAGAUUUUGUUUUACACGCAGAAAGGUUUUAUUUCUUACUCCUUUCUGUAUUUAUCAGUAACAUAAACUGAGAAAGACAACAUGUCAGUCUUUCAUGACGAAGUUGAGAUCGAAGAUUUUGAAUAUGACGAAGAAACUGAGACCUACUUUUACCCCUGCCCGUGUGGGGACAGGUUCGCUAUUACCAAAGAGGACUUAGAAAAUGGUGAAGAAAUUGCUACAUGCCCAAGCUGCUCCUUGAUAGUACGUGUAAUAUAUGACAAAGACCAGUUUGCCACUGGAGAAGUAGUCGAAGCACCUGCUGCAAGCAAAUUGGAAGUACUGAAAAGUUGAUCAUAGCAAUAUGCACUUUUUUACUUGAAUAGAAUGAAUUUUAUGUUGAAGUUAUUACAAGGAGCCUUAAGUGUUUAAAAGGAGACUUUAUUCACUGUAAAUGGGUAUAACAGAAAAUAUGUAGUUUUACUACAUUGCAGCACAGGUGAUGGUGAAUAUGAUGAGCAUUGUGGGUCAGCAUAUGUCAAGUAAGCUGUAGGUUUGUUAAACUUUUGUGGUAAAAUGUUAGAAUGUUUCCCAACCCCACCAAAAUCAUCGCCUUGACAAAGAUAUGAAAUGUAUCCUAGCAUCGAAACAGGAUCAAAAGAUAAAUCUAUGAAGCACUCAGUAGUAAAUGUAUAAAAAAAAUGUAUGUCUGUGUAUGACUACUUUACAUGUGUAUUGUGAAAGUAUGUAGACAGGCAUUUGUAUUUUGACAAGUAUUAACUUUAUUUUCACUACCAAUUCCUUACUUUAUUAAUUUAGCUGUACCCUUUUUUUAAAUUCCAUUGGUGUUGAGGCCUGUACAGAGGAUGUGUCUGAACCUUUAGCGUUCUCAGUAUAUAUGUAUGUUAAAUGUCUCUGUCAGAAAAACAAAAAUGUAAAAAAGGUGACAUUAUUCAUGAAGAUUUUUAAGAUUACUGAUGCAUUACUGAUGCAGGAGAUUCAUACAGUGAAUGGAAAAUAACCAAAGGCAGGCAUCAGUCCCCCAGUCUGAUCUUUUUCCAGUAUUCGGGUGUUCCUAGGUGCAUCUGGAUGCAGUAGUACAGCAUGGCCAGCUGGCCAUUAACUCUUUCCCUCCAGCAGAGCUCUUUUGAGUGUCUACCUUUAACUUCCAGUGGGUGUGGCUUCAGCCUUUAAAAAUGAAGUUAUCACCUUACAGUUCUAACAAAUACUUAUUGACAGAGGUCAUAUAUCA